Oncorhynchus gorbuscha (pink salmon) is the source of this 1878-nucleotide messenger RNA. It is a transcript of the gene nat8, whose product is annotated as N-acetyltransferase 8. Gene Ontology annotation, molecular function: N-acetyltransferase activity. The coding region runs from base 778 to 1446 and encodes 222 amino acids. The record is from RefSeq and is a predicted model, not a curated record. The transcript has 3 exons. NCBI's taxonomy places the organism in Eukaryota, Metazoa, Chordata, Actinopteri, Salmoniformes, Salmonidae.
UUUUUUAAAUCUUACAAAAUCGUUUCCAUUACAGCUGAAAGAUGAAUCAUACACGUUUUUUGAUGGAAUGCAAAAUAUAUAUGAUCUGACUAUCGGCGUAGUUAAAUAAUGGUUGGAUAAAAAGAUAACUUGCAAUCUAGCUAGGUAACCAUUCAGAGUAAAUAGCUAGGUUUAGUUAGUAGAGUAGAGUUACGUGCUAUUUGCUAGUCGAUAGAAACGACUAACUAAUAUAACUAGGUAUCAAAUAGCUAGGGAAGAUCAGGUUUGAUUUCGUAUUAAUUGGAUUACUGAAAUACAGGGCAUUGCCACUGUGGUCAGUUGUCUGGGACCCGACAUUGAAUUGCACUGAACUCUUGUCAGGCAGAGAUGAGCGUUUGAAUAAGGACAGUUUUCUCUAUAAGCCAAAAUGUUGAAUACAAUUAUAUAUUUUAACGUACUUGACCAGUUUUCCAAUACGGUUGGUCCUUUUUUUUGGCGGUAGGAAUGUGAGACAAUAAAUAUAUCCACAGGAAAGUAUAAUUGCAUCAGUUUUUCACAGCGCUGGUGCAUCGUUCAGAUGUAUAUCACAUUAGCUCGAGCCGAAGAUGAAAACACAGCAGCUCGCCCUUCUCCCUGAGUGCUGCCUGCUCCGAAGAACCUCUCGUCUCACUCACACGGCUCUCCAUCACGUGAUCGGGUCUUUCUCACAGGCUACAAGUGAAGACGGACAUAUCGGGGACGCAACUGUGCCCAUCCUCAUCCAAUUCCGAGGACAGAGCAGUGCCACCCACCAGUGCCAUGGCUGGCAUCACUAUCCGAAGAUUUGAGGAAGAUGACAAGGAGACCGUGAAGGAGAUCUUCACCAUGGGGAUGAGCGAGCACGUCCCCUCCUCCUUCAUGCACCUCCUCAAACAGCCCCUGACCCAGAUGAUCCUGAUGGUCACGUUCUGCGCCCUGCUGGCCAGCUCCAAGUCCGUCCUGCUGCCUGUAGUAGGGGUCACUCUCCUCCUGGCCGGGGCCAAGCAGCUGGUGGGCUACCUCUUCAACAGCUACAUCGACACCUCCCUGAGGAAGGACCUCGACCACAUCCAGGAGACCUACCUGGAGAACAAGGACUCGUGUUUCUGGGUGGCUGAGAGCGACGGCCGGGUGGUGGCAAUGGUGGCCUGCCUGCCCGCGGAGAGGGAACCAGGCUGCAUGGAGCUGAAGAGGUUGUCUGUACGUCGUACACACCGGGGGAUGGGCAUCGCCAAGGCCCUCAGCAGGACAGUGGAAGACUUCAGCAGGGAGAGGGGCUUCCCUGCGGUCAUCCUCUACACGUCUGUAGUGCAGACUGAUGCACAGAGGCUGUAUGAGAACGUGGGCUACACACGGGUCAGAGAGUUCGUCAUCCCUGAGCCCAUCGCCAAAAUCACCAACUUUACCCUGAUAGAGUACAGACUGGACUUACUGCAGGGGGGGAAAUAGGAGGACUGGACUUACUGCAGAGGGGAAAUAGGAAGAGGACUAGACUUACUGCAGGAGAGGAAAUAGGAGGACUGGGCUUACUGCAGAGGGGGAAAUAGGAGGACUGGACUUACUGCAGGAGAGGAAAUAGGAGGACUGGGCUUACUGCAGGGGAGGAAAUAGGAGGACUGGGCUUACUGCAGGGGAGGAAAUAGGAGGACUGGGCUUACUGCAGGAGAGGAAAUAGGAAGAGGACUAGACUUACUGCAGGAGAGGAAAUAGGAGGACUGGGCUUACUGCAGAGGAGGAAAUAGGAGGACUGGGCUUACUGCAGGGGAGGAAAUAGGAGGACUGGACUUACUGCAGGGGAGGAAAUAGGAGGACUAAGCUUACUGCAGGGGAGGAAAUAGGAGGACUUACUGCAGGGGGGGAAAUAGGAGGAGGACUGGAGGG